This is a messenger RNA of Vitis vinifera (wine grape), 360 nucleotides long. RefSeq lists its product as uncharacterized. Lineage: Eukaryota; Viridiplantae; Streptophyta; Magnoliopsida; Vitales; Vitaceae. The transcript has a single exon. The record is from RefSeq and is a predicted model, not a curated record. Bases 1 to 360 code for a protein of 119 amino acids.
AUGGCGCGAACACGAGGGGCUAAAUCUUCAUCUCCUUCAAAUCGCAAGAAGAGUCUGCGAAAGGAGCCAGUUCCAAAUUCUGCUCCAGAGCCUUCGCAGCCGAAAGCAAUUCCUCCCCCGGUGAAGCCAGCGCCGCCAAAGCCUCCAGCAAAACGAUACCUUACCAGGUCGGGAGGUCGGCCAUUGCAGAAGAAACCUAGGGUGGAGAGCUCAGAACCCAUCGAUUUGACUGAGCAAUCUCCAGAGCCUUCACCAAUUCCAUCACCGGUUCCAACUCCAGUGCCGUCUCCAAUUCCCUCGCCAAGUCCCCUGCCAGUUCCAUCGCCGGUACCAUCUUCGGCGCCGCAAGAAAAAUCUUAG